CUCUAUACGGAAAAGAUGUUUUCGUUUUGCAAACUUGGUGAUAUUGAUGAAUGUCAAUCAUACUCCAUGUCCAUGAAUAUAGAUUAAAUGAUAAACUAUAAACAUAGAUCUAGCUCUAGAUCUAUAGAUCUAGAUUAGGCCUAAGCAUAUUUCAUGUGAUUUCAAUUAUGUCUUUGUUAAAAGUGUGUGGUAACGUAAAUGUGUGUCGAACAGUAGCGGAACAAAUUGUUCACUGUGGCAGGCGGUGGCGAUGGAAUGAUUCAAUUGUUGCAGUGACAUGUCAGCUAUCAGGGCAGCACAUAUUCUGCAGAAAUGUCAGCAAGGAACCAAACUUUAAAAAGCAUAUGUUCAAGCCUAACCAUUACUGGGACAAUGUUCCAAGAGAUUACACCUUGGUUUAUGACUGCCACUUGAAAUAUUGGCUUAUAGGAGUAAAGACUGUUCCUUUGGUCUCAGGAGUUUUUCUCGGCUCCUACUACGGAUAUAACUUUGAAAACAUAAACCAGUCAAUAUCCUUAAGAGAUCAAAUCAUCUUAACAGCAUUGUUCAGUGUAUAUGCUGCCGUUUCUGUCUAUGUGAAUAUCAUGGCCAGGAGUUACUUUCAGAGAAUCUACUACAACGGAGGACAGUUUAUUGCUGUGCGUCGUUCAGUCUUUGGACGCUUAAAGCAACUAAAGUAUACCAUCAGUGACGUUACCUAUGAUUUUAAGAAAGAAUUAGAUUCUCAUUAUGGUGCUGAUGUGAAGAUUAAGAACACAAAGUGCCAUCUGUUUGCCACAGACUUCAUUACCCCAGUUUUUUACAAUAUGCAUCUGGGUGACCAAGUAGCUAUUACUACUUCUAAUACUUCUAUUUCUGAUUUUCCAAAAUUUUGAUGGAGUUUUGAUAGCAAUAGAAAUAACAAUGGUUUUAAAAUUAACUUUGUUUGAAUAGGCAUCUUUAUCUGGACUGGAGUUAAGUUGAUCGGUUUCAAUUCUUUUUGUAAAAAAAUGUGUGCUAACAUUUUAUUGUAAUAAAAAUAUGCUCUCAGUGAAGAAAUAGACUUAAGCGGUCUCAUAAAUGUGUGCAUCUAUGAAUGUCCUGCCUUAUUAAAUACUGAUGUUUCUUCAAAAUUUAGAUUAUUAUGUCUUUCAUGUAUUUCUGUUCAAAUAGUCAUUGAUGUAAAAGAUUGAAAUUCCUGGAUGAGUUAGACAGUUCCAUGCUCUAAUAGCACUAAGGAGGAAUGAGAACUUGUAAUUUGUCCUUGAUUAUGAAAUAAGAAAUGAGUAUUUCUUUCGUUUA
Messenger RNA from Biomphalaria glabrata, 1281 nucleotides. RefSeq lists its product as uncharacterized. NCBI's taxonomy places the organism in Eukaryota, Metazoa, Mollusca, Gastropoda, Planorbidae. The record is from RefSeq and is a predicted model, not a curated record. The transcript has 2 exons. The coding region runs from base 168 to 875 and encodes 235 amino acids.